This is a messenger RNA of Clarias gariepinus (North African catfish), 551 nucleotides long. RefSeq names its product interferon alpha-inducible protein 27-like protein 2A. The record is from RefSeq and is a predicted model, not a curated record. Gene Ontology annotation, cellular component: mitochondrion; membrane. Gene Ontology annotation, biological process: apoptotic signaling pathway. The coding region runs from base 88 to 366 and encodes 92 amino acids. Lineage: Eukaryota; Metazoa; Chordata; Actinopteri; Siluriformes; Clariidae. The transcript has 4 exons.
GUUUCGGUGUAAGAGCUCCACCUCUCAGCUGCUGUCUGUAGUUAUAAAAAGCCCACCCUCUGCCUGUUUCCUGUCAGUGUCUACAAGAUGGUGCUUGGCACAUUGUUAGCAGUUGGAGCAGGAGCAGCUGGGGCUGUAGUUGGAGCCCCAGUAUUGGUUUCAGCGUUGGGUUUCACUGCAGGCGGCAUCGCUGCAGGAUCCGUAGCUUCAUGGAUGAUGUCCACAGCGGCGGUCGCUAACGGUGGAGGUGUAGCAGCGGGAGGUGUUGUUGCUGCCCUGCAGUCCGUCGGAGCUGCUGGAUUGUCUGCUGUUGGCCAGACUGCCCUGGGUACUGUAGGAGGAGCUGUGGCAUUAGCCUUGUUGUAAACCAAACCUACAGCAAAUAUAAAUGAUUUAUGCACGAAUUUUUCCUUUAAGCUUUGAACUUUUUUUUUCCUUUAUUACACUAAGACAUUGUGCUUCUUUUCAUCUAUAUGAAGGGAAAAAGUGCUUAAUUGCACUAUGUAAGCCUCCUACAAAACUAAUAAAGUGAAUAUAUAGUAAUAAUACAA